Molecule: messenger RNA, 675 nt
Organism: Naegleria fowleri
Lineage: Eukaryota; Heterolobosea; Eutetramitea; Acrasida; Naegleriidae
Exons: 1
Coding region: 1-675 (224 amino acids)
Source: RefSeq, a predicted model, not a curated record
AUGGUCAUUGAAAUCGAGCAAGAUCGAUUAGAAUUCAAUGAAUCCUAUGAAGAAGCUAAAAAGAUCAAAGAAACAUAUUUUGGCGUCAAUAUGGACAAAUUCAUCAAAUAUUUCGAGUCUGGAAAGUACACCAUUCCGACCGAAACUCUUCCAUUGCAAAUCUCGGAGGUAAAAGCACUCCUCCAUCUCUGUAAAAAACACUCUCGAAAACAAUUCACUCUCCGUAAUGAGGAUUUGCACUCAAUUUCACAAUUGACACAAAAGAUUGAUCAAAUCAUGCAACGAAUGAAACAAGAUCAUCAACUCUCCAAUGGAUUCAUUGUGAAAUUGACUUCUCGUUCUGCUAAAGAUAUUACUCCAACGCAUGAAAGGACCAUGAAACUCUAUUCAGAGAUGAUGAUGAAUGACACAUCUAAACACCAAACAUUCAGCGACUACUCAUCACAAUGUACAGAUGAUAACGACAAGGAAAAUCCACAGAACCAUGAGGAGGAAGAUCUCCAUAAUAGUCACCAUCAACACCACCACGAAUUCAAAAUGAAUGAACAUUUGUGUGCCUUAUAUUUUGCAUCUUUACAAUGCAUGAGAGUUUUUGAUGCAAAUGAAGCUCUUCAAUUAUUGACUCAGAGUUCAAUAAUUGAAUAUGAUCUCGCACUUGAUUUAACCUUUGAAUAA